AAAUUUCGCUAAGUUUCAAGCUAUUUUCCUUGACCGAUGUUAGCUCUUACUGCGAAGAAAGAAAAAUAAAUCUUUUUAUUAACGUUUAUACAAACUGAAUAUCAUGAAAUUUAAGCAACAGCGUUUGAAAUUUAGGUAGCAAGUUAUUGGAUUUUUGGCAAUGUUUUAGAAACGUUUUGACAUUCCAGUGAGCAACUUUCCAGCAUUUUACGAGAAAAACAGAGAUAGGCCUGGGAACGACGUUGUAUCGAAAUGUGUGCUAGAGUUCUAGUCACGCAAUCUUUAGAGUGACGAAAGUAAAUAAUUCAUUUAAAUAUAAUAUGGUAAUUUAGUACCUUCCUGAGUUGCCUGUUUACAGCCAAGAUGGCGUUGUUGUCGUUGCUCCUUCUUUCACUGGCAGUCAACACGGCUUCCUCAGCACGGAUUGCUGGCUUCUGGUCAGUCGGAGGGUCACAGUACAGUACUAUGAGACAAAUAAUGGCAGAGCUUGCCUCCAAGGGGCAUGAGGUUGUUUUGGUUGUUCCCUCGUCCAUUAAAAUUAAACCGAGUGAGAAAGUGGAGCACAAGAUUUACCAAGUACCAUACAAGUCAGAGUUCUUCGAAUAUGGCUUGGCGCGACUUGAAAUUGAAGGAAGCAAGUUAAAUUACGUGCUGAAAAUGGGUGAGGUACGGAUUACCAUGUGUGAACGUUUUUUACAGAGCACGGAGUUACAGGAGGAACUGAAAGGUGUCGAUGUCAUAGUUUAUGACUGUCUUGCAGAUUGCCCUGCAACAAUGCUCGGUGAACGCUUUGACAUUCCAAGAGUGGAAAUUCUGCCUCUUCCACUAACCGUACCGUUUGUGUUUAGCCACAUGGUACCAAUGCCUGUCUCUUAUGUGCCACAACUUUUUACGGGAUUUUCCGAUAAAAUGAAUUUUAUGGAACGUGUAAUGAACUUGGGAGCGUACCUCGGAGGAAAGCUGUUCAUGUAUCUUGUGAAUUACAGACCAAUGAAUGCUCUGAAAGUCAAGUACAACAUUAACCCAGAAAGAAGCAUCCAGGAAGCUGUUGGUAACGCUGAACUUCUUAUCAGUACAGCAGAUUUUGCCUUGGAAUACGCACAACCUCUGUUACCAGGCAAUGUUAUGGUUGGACCACCACAUGUCAAAGAUCCUAAACCUCUCCCUCCUGAUUUAGAAGAAUUUGUCAGCAGUUCAGGAGGUCAUGGUUUCAUUAUCGUUUCUUUUGGGUCAAACGUGGCUUCAAAUCUUGAAAAGCCAGUGGUAGACAUGUUAGCUACAGCGUUUGGGAAACUGAAACAGCGAGUUGUGUGGAGAAUUAAAGGUUACAUUCCAUCAUUCCUUGGCAAAAACAUCAGAGCAGUGGACUGGUUGCCUCAAAAUGAUCUUUUGGCUCACAAGAACAUCAAAGCUUUUGUCUCCCAUGUGGGACACAACAGUCUUUACGAGUCGGCGUAUCAUGGUGUCCCUGUGGUGGCGUUUCCUUUGUUUAUAGACCAGCAUACUAAUGCAAAGAAAGUAGAACAUGUUGGCCUUGGGUUAGCUGUGGAUUGGAAAAGCGCUGAUGCCCAACAGUUGUUUGAGACAAUUGAGCGUGUUAUUGAUGAGCCAAGGUAGCUGUAUUGCUUUCUUGUCCAUUACUAGCAGUGGCGGAU
Orbicella faveolata is the source of this 1655-nucleotide messenger RNA. Its product is annotated as UDP-glucuronosyltransferase 2B1-like. Gene Ontology annotation, molecular function: UDP-glycosyltransferase activity. Lineage: Eukaryota; Metazoa; Cnidaria; Anthozoa; Scleractinia; Merulinidae. The record is from RefSeq and is a predicted model, not a curated record.